CCCAUGUGACCGGCUCAGACCGGUUCUGGAGACAAAAGGGGCCGCAGCGGUCUUGGCGGACCGUAGCUGUAGCGGGAGGGAGAGAAGCAUCCACCGACAGUGAGCGAGAUGCAGCGCCGAGGCGUCUUCCUUCUAGCCCUUCUUGCCCUCCUGGCGCUCACGUCCGCCGUGGCCAAAAAGAAAGACAAGGUGAAGAAGGGCAGCCUGGGGAGCGAGUGUUCGGAGUGGACCUGGGGACCCUGCAUCCCCAGCAGCAAAGACUGCGGCAUGGGUUUCCGCGAGGGUGCCUGCGGAGCCCAGACCCAGCGCAUCCAUUGCAAGGUGCCCUGCAACUGGAAGAAGGAAUUUGGAGCCGACUGCAAGUACAAGUUUGAGAACUGGGGGUCGUGUGAUGGAGGCACCGGCACCAGAGCGCGCCAAGGGACCCUGAAGAAGGCUCGCUACAAUGCCCAGUGCCAGGAGACCAUCCGCGUGACCAAGCCCUGCACCUCCAAGACCAAGUUGAAGACCAAAGCCAAGAAAGGGAAAGGAAAAGACUGAUCUCAGGAUGCUGGAGAGCCUCUGGCCUACCUGGGUCCCUGAAGGAGGCUUCUCUCCCACGGACCCAAAAUAGAACCCACCAGUGCCUUUUGUCUUCCACAGCCUUGUCAAUCACGCCCUGAGCUGCCUUCUCACCCCACACCAAGUGCCCAAAGCGGGGAGGGACAAGCACAAGGGAUUCUGGGAAGCUUGAACCUCCCCAGAGGGAUCUGAUUCCCAGCACCCCAUUUUGUUCUCCCCACCCUGUUAUGUUAAGAAAUGAAUAAAAAAAACUCACAUUUUUUCUCCAA
This is a messenger RNA of Alexandromys fortis (reed vole), 830 nucleotides long. RefSeq names its product midkine (gene Mdk). The record is from RefSeq and is a predicted model, not a curated record. Lineage: Eukaryota; Metazoa; Chordata; Mammalia; Rodentia; Cricetidae. The transcript has 5 exons. Bases 109 to 540 code for a protein of 143 amino acids. Gene Ontology annotation, molecular function: growth factor activity.